AAAGAAAAAAUAAAUUUGUAACUUCUAUAAAUAUUCGAUUUUGUUCUCUCUAAUUUUUGCACGUUUAUUAUGUAUAAAUUAAUAAAUUAUUAAACAACAUUGUUCAUUUUUUAAAAAUAAAGUCGAUCUUUUUGACAAUCCAAUAUUUAAACAGCGCCCACUUAUUCUGUGUUUGACGACUAUAUCCGUCACACACUAGAGCACACUCUGCGCACAGAUCAUCGCCACACACUUAACUGCAUAUUAUAUUUACCGAUAAAGUAAAUAGUCUAAUUCAUGAGUCAUUAGAACGAUAAACGAUCAAAAUGUUGAUGCAAAAAAGAAUUAUAAUAAUGGCAUUUGCUUUGCUAUCAUUUGCCAUAACAAAUUCAAUUAGCAAAGAGUGUAACAUCAAUGAUAGAAGAAGAGUAACGUGUCAUUGCGAUGGAAAUCAGGAAUUUUGUCUACCGAAAGAAAAGCAUUACAUGAACGCGACCAGUCUAAGUUUAUCCUCGUGUUUGACAGCAAAUCUACUUCAUACCGCUUUUAUGGAAUCUGAUUGGAUUGAGGAAUUCGUGGUUAAAAAUAUCAGUGAAAUGUUGAAUUUAGAUACGUCUUUUCAUUCAACUCAAUUGAAACGAUUCGAAUUGACGAAUAUUCAACAAAUGCCUUAUAUCAAACACGACACAUUUUUGAAUUUAGAAAACAUUGAACAUUUUGAAAUGAGAAACGUUCACGUAGAUUAUUUCGAGGAACAAUUCGUAGAAAUUAAAGUGGAUCAAUUUGUUAUGGCAAACGUUACGAUAUCGAAUAUGAAAGGAUUCAAUUUUUCGAAGAAGGGUGAAACGUUACAAAUAAUCGAUUGCGAGUUUAGAAAUGUCUCGACAAUAUUAAACUUUGGACAAUUCUCCAAAGUGGAGAUCGUUAAUUCGAAAUUUGAGUUACAGGAGCCAGGAAAUUUGAUGAUUGAAAGCGAUAUUGCAAUAGUUAGUGAUAACAUUUUUUUUAACGUUAGCAUAAAUAUAGUUGCAGUUAACAACGUAAAGAUAAAUAACAUCUGUGCAGAUGGUAAAAGUUCUCUCAGACUUUCAUCAGAUAAAAUUGAAAGUUUUAAUAACAAGUUACCGACUGAUAUCAUUUAUUCGAAAGGACAAACGUCGGAUGACGUUUUAAAAAAUAACAAUACCAUUUGCAAAGCAGGUGAUUGCAAGUGUCCAAAAAGCAAUGGACAGAAUGCAAAUCGACCGAUUACGAUCGUAUUUUUCUUUCAAAUAAUAUUAUUUUUGAUAACGUGUAUGAAUAUAUAAUUUCAAAUCUAAAUAGCUUUU
Molecule: messenger RNA, 1307 nt
Organism: Polistes dominula (European paper wasp)
Lineage: Eukaryota; Metazoa; Arthropoda; Insecta; Hymenoptera; Vespidae
Source: RefSeq, a predicted model, not a curated record